Tricharina praecox is the source of this 1229-nucleotide messenger RNA. RefSeq names its product RmlC-like cupin domain-containing protein. Gene Ontology annotation, molecular function: dioxygenase activity. The coding region runs from base 166 to 1140 and encodes 324 amino acids. The record is from RefSeq and is a predicted model, not a curated record. The transcript is spliced from 4 exons. Lineage: Eukaryota; Fungi; Ascomycota; Pezizomycetes; Pezizales; Pyronemataceae.
GAAACCUCCAGACAAGAAGGAUGUGAUAAUAAAUAUACUCACGCCGACUCAAGCUUUACUUUCUUUUUUCACUUUGCUUACUCUUUUCCCCCCAAGUAACUCCGAACCUGGUCGAUCAGCUCUCCUCACUCGCAUAGCAAACCUCACUGACUCGAAUAUUUCACCAUGACCAACGUCGACGCCGAAAAGAUCGCAAAGUGCGAGAAAUUCAUCACCGAGACACUCCCACCGCACAAUGUCUCCCCGCUUUGGACUGUGAUGGACGCGGUAGUCCCACCGUUUCCAAACCCGAAGGCGGUCCCGCAUCUUUGGAGUUACAAAGAGCUGCGACCAAUCCUCCUCGAAGCUGGCGAGUUGGUAGCAGCAGAGGAAGCCGAACGGCGAGUGUUGAUGCUCAUCAACCCCGUGUUGAAGGCGCCGAAUACAACCGACACCCUCUAUGCGGGGUUGCAGCUAAUCCUGCCCGGCGAGACGGCACCCGCACACCGGCACGUAGCAUUCGCACUGCGGUUUAUCAUCGAGGGAGAGCGAGGGUUUACAGCGAUCGACGGAAAGAAGAUCAAUAUGGAGCGCGGCGAUGUGAUUUUGACGCCGAAGUGGACGUAUCACGAUCACGGACACGACGGGACCGGUCCGAUGAUCUGGCUGGAUGGGCUUGAUCUCCCCGUGUAUCAGUUCUUGCCCGUCAAUUUUGCCCAGGGAUACUCGGAGUCGCGGUAUCCGAGCGAGCCGGUCGAAACCUCGCCCUCGAAAUACCCCUGGGCCCCUGUCCAGGCCGCUCUCGACUCGCAGUCCGGCCCAUACGCGAAAUUUACCUACCAAGGUGGCUUCGCCGGCGGACACGUGUCGCAGAUCAUCGGAGCCCACGCAGAGCGCGUCGAUGCGGGAACACAGUCGCCGCCCCGCCAGGAAUCCAGCUCGUUCGUGUUCCAUGUUUACCAAGGCAAUGGAUACACUCUGGUCGGCGAAGGAGAGCAGCAGAAGAAGCUGGUGUGGACGCAGUCGGAUGUCUUCGCGGUGCCUCAUUGGAGGAAGAUCGUGCAUGUCGUCGGUGAGGGAGAGACGGCGUAUUUGUUUAGUUUUUCGGAUACCCCGAUGUUGAGUAAUUUGGGGAGCUGGAGGGAAAAUAAGUUUGAGUAGGGUGCUUUUGGAUAGUCUUUUAGGGUUUUUUUUGUAUUUGGAUUUGGGGUCUUGUUUUGAUAACUAUUCAACGAGAAAUAUGAUUGAAG